Messenger RNA from Dreissena polymorpha, 1146 nucleotides. RefSeq lists its product as uncharacterized. The record is from RefSeq and is a predicted model, not a curated record. The transcript is spliced from 5 exons. NCBI's taxonomy places the organism in Eukaryota, Metazoa, Mollusca, Bivalvia, Myida, Dreissenidae. Bases 11 to 340 code for a protein of 109 amino acids.
AUCAACAACUAUGGCGGAACGUGAGUCGUCAAACGCGGAAGAAGCUGCAAAUGUUGUUACUCAAAGGAGAAGUAAAAGAAAAAGGGUCAUACCAAGAAAAUCACUGGAUUUUGUAACUUUGCAGCAACAGGCAGAUGAGGAUUCAUCGACUUCAACUCCUGCAAGUGAAGAGUCAGAUAGGCCAGUGGCUGCUGGCAAAGGAAGAGAGUUUCUGUGGCUGCCAAAGCACGUGGUGGCAAAAGAGGAAGUAGAAAGACAAGGGGGCGAUGUUUUGAAGGAGACGAGGAAGAAAGGCUUGUGCUUCUGCAUGAGCAGAGGAAAAAACAGGCGGAUGAUAUGAUAAACCGCCUUAGCUCUCAAGAAGCAAAGGAGCUCUUGAAGGAAAUUGCUGCCAGACAGCCAGCAAUUAUACUGGAUGUGGCAGCAAUGCUGUCUGCCAGACAGCCGGUUGAAGACCAGCCUGGACCAUCUGCAGACCAACCAUCUUGGUGUGUUUGUAGACAUUGUCCUAUGAUGGACCGCGACCAAGACAAGAUUUGUUGUGGCAUGGCCCCACAAUACUGCGAUAGCCAGAGACCGGAAAUGGGGUUAGUGAUCACUGAUCCGCUUACCCUCCACAUCCAACAAACGUAUAGAAAUGAUGUGUUUGCCCAUCAGGCGGUGGAUGUGGAGGACACAAAUUGUCGUUUCGCCAUGCUGCCUAUCGCCAGUAUGUACUCUGGAUUCAUGGACGCCUUCAACGGGAUGACCGCAGAACUGUACCUGCAUGCUGUGUGAAGGUGGUCCGUGCCAAGUUUCCGAGUCUUACUGGCAACUAUACAGGGUUUAUUCCCGGACGAGGAGUAGGAUGGUGACAAUAAUAUCGAGAGUGUUUGCAUAGAUAUAUUGCAAUGGACCCUUUUGAUUGCAUAUGGUACCUUCACUCACAAUGAUCAAUCAAGCACAAGUAAUACUUUCUUUAGUAAAUGACAUGAGCUUAUUUCUUGCAAUUUAGUUUACAUAAUGAGAACAUUGAGUCUACCAAAUGUACUGAUUUAUUAAUUAUUUAUGUACAAUUAUGUUUUUUGUUUUUGUCAGAAAUAUUACAUGUGCAUAUUAUCUGUAUUUCAAUUACAAGCAGAUCUUUAAGUGCCUCAUUUCUUUAUC